CUGUCAAACCAACCAAUCACAACACGCUGUUCAAGGAGAGUCACGCAGUGCGCAUGUUGACACAGCUCCUGCUUUUGAAAACAGGUGAAGAAAUCUUCAGUAUCUCGACUUUUUUCCGCCGGUUCUGAGUUCUGCUGGUGAAAAUGAACAGCGUCGGGGAGGCCUGCACCGACCUGAAGCGGGAGUACGACCAGUGCUUCAACCGCUGGUUCGCGGAGAAGUUCCUGAAGGGGGACCGGAGCGGAGACCCGUGCACCGAGACCUUCCGGAAGUACCAGCGGUGCGUGCAGAAGGCCAUCAAGGAGAAAGACAUCCCCAUCGACGGAGUGGAGUUCAUGGGCCCCAACAAGGACAAGCCCGAGAGCUGAUGGAGAGUUAAAGAAAAAAAGACUGAUUACCAAUGAUGACCCAUGCUGUGUGUCCACAAGGCCCACUGAGCAUGCGCAGAGGCAGAGAAGGUGCCAGAGAACACUGUCAGCAGGAUGAGGAGACUGAAACUGAUCACAUGUGUGUGUUUCUGAGUUUAAAACACACAGAGCUCAGAUCAGUAGCAUUAGGAGUUUAUUUAAUAUAAGGACUGUUGGCUGUGUGAGAGUUAUAAUAAUGGAUUCAUUGUUUAGUGUUGAUGUAACAGCAGAUUGUGAGCUGGAUGCAGCUUCUCUAUUGUGAACAAUUGCUGCUCUUCUCUGUUUUGUAUCACUGCUAUCUGGAUCUUUUCGGGUUUGGUCGUUUGUUUGUUUUUUAAAAUAUGAAACUGGAAAACAAAUUGACCAUUAAAUAACAGAAAUAACUACAA
Molecule: messenger RNA, 796 nt
Organism: Labrus bergylta (ballan wrasse)
Lineage: Eukaryota; Metazoa; Chordata; Actinopteri; Labriformes; Labridae
Gene: triap1
Product: TP53 regulated inhibitor of apoptosis 1
Biological process (GO): phospholipid translocation
Cellular component (GO): cytosol; mitochondrial intermembrane space; nucleus
Molecular function (GO): phosphatidic acid transfer activity
Source: RefSeq, a predicted model, not a curated record